Ogataea polymorpha is the source of this 1299-nucleotide messenger RNA. RefSeq lists its product as uncharacterized. The coding region runs from base 1 to 1299 and encodes 432 amino acids. The transcript has a single exon. NCBI's taxonomy places the organism in Eukaryota, Fungi, Ascomycota, Pichiomycetes, Pichiales, Pichiaceae. The record is from RefSeq and is a predicted model, not a curated record. Gene Ontology annotation, cellular component: U4/U6 x U5 tri-snRNP complex. Gene Ontology annotation, biological process: maturation of 5S rRNA; mRNA cis splicing, via spliceosome.
AUGGAAGUGUCCCUUUCUGUUGAGGAAACGAACCAAUUACGGGCAAAAUUGGGUCUUCCAUUGAUUUCUACAAAUGAUAGGCCUUCAGGAGAUAAAAGAGAGGACAAUGACUUAGAUGAAACGAACAAGAUACGAUCACAUUUAGGACUGCCUUUGAUCACAUCAGAAAAAGCAGAUAAUGACCCGGAGUAUGAAAAUUAUCGAAGAGCGGAGGAUGAACGCAGGAAGCAAAAACAAUUAGAUGAAUUGCAGCAGCGAAUAGCCAAAACCAAGAGCGAUCUUCAUCGGCGUAAGCUGGAAUCAGGGGAAACGCUUCUAGCGAGAUUAGACAAGGAAGAGAAUACCGACGAUGAGUGGCUCGCUAAGCUGGGCACUUCACAGCAAGUAAAAGUAGCACGCAAGAGAAAGGCAAAAUUGGAGGAUGAUGAUCUACAGGGUGUAAGCGUUGCUCAUAGUAAAGAGGAUUAUGCGGAGCUCCUUGGAGAAAGCCAAGAAGUGGUAUUCACUUUAAAAGACAGGAGUGUGUUUGAGGAAGAAGAAGACCAGCUUGAAAGUCAUGAUCUUGCAAACCGCAGGCGAGUAAAAGAAUUUCUGGGGAAUCAGGUGAACGGGGACAAGGACAGCGAUAAUAAAGAGCAGGAUAACGUAUUCAGACUCGGGGAGAAAAUAAUUCCAAAAAAGCAAACUAAGAAACUUGUUUCAUUGGACUUGGAUGAUGACGAGCAGGAAUCUCAGUCAUCUGACUAUAAUGCCCCAGUAAUCAAGAGAUUAAAAAGUAAGGUUAGAAACAAGCGGAGUGAUAAAGAAGAGCUGAAGGAAGCUAAUUUUCAGCGACUGAAGCUGAUCAAUGAGGAUUUGGAAAAGGAAGAUGACAUCGAGUUGAACAAAUUCUUGUCUGCUUCAAGACAACAAAGACAACAAUCCAGACCUAUAGCGAUUGAAGAACGCCAACAGGAAGAAGGGGCCGUGGUUUUGGAUGAAGACGCAGAUUUCUUGGAGAAGCUCAACGGUGACGACACCGUCGAAAAAACUGAAAAGGUUGAAGAUGUGGCUGACACGACAGAACCCAGCUCCAGCCUCACUCAUGUUUCUGAAAAACUCGCUGUGCUCCAUGACGAAGUCGAUGCCAAUAUGGGACUUUCUCGCACUCUCAAGCUUUUGAAAGACAGAGCAGAGCUCACCUCAAGAUCUGACGGGUCGAAAAUUAACUUGGUUUAUCGAGACGACAAGGGUAGGGUUCUUAACCAGAAGGAAGCAUACAAGUACCUGUCUCAUCGGUUCCAUGGACAUAAGAAAUAG